This is a messenger RNA of Amblyraja radiata (thorny skate), 3463 nucleotides long. RefSeq names its product transmembrane protein 181 (gene tmem181). NCBI's taxonomy places the organism in Eukaryota, Metazoa, Chordata, Chondrichthyes, Rajiformes, Rajidae. The coding region runs from base 336 to 1799 and encodes 487 amino acids. The transcript is spliced from 17 exons. The record is from RefSeq and is a predicted model, not a curated record. Gene Ontology annotation, molecular function: toxic substance binding.
ACCGGAUCGGCCCGUGUGUGAGGCGUGGUGUUGGAGACCCGAGGUCUGGGCAGCAGGGCCGGGCCGGGCCAGGCCAGGCUGGGCCAUGCCAUUCAGUCCGCCGCCAACCAGUCUUUUUCACCGCUGUUCUUAGCUCUGUUCUCAUGCGCCGGGCAGGACGCGAGUGCCCGCCUGCAAAGCGCCGACAGCGAGCGAACAAAACUUCACAUUAGCGUGGUGUUGAUGAGGCUUCCGUGAACUUGCAUUGUCCCCAUCGUCCGUAUUUACAUCUUUCUCUGCAUUUUCUGCAUGUAAUGUUCAUCUUUUAAAAUAGGACGCAGUCUAGAAAGCAAGGAAUGGCAACUAAACUAAAAAGGACAGAAGGAAAAAUAGCACCAAUGAGAUUAUAUACACUUUCCAAGAGGCACUUUGUCCUAGUGUUCAUUGUGUUCUUCAUCUGUUUUGGAGUGAUAGUUUUGAUCGGAAUAGCUGGUCCUGAAAUUAUUACAUCCAGAGCAUUGCCUCCAAUCUCACCCACCACUAAGGGUAAUCUGACAAGCCCUUUAAAACUGCAAACACCUGGACUGUCCACAUACAAUCAGGAAUUAUGGUUAACAUGUCAUUUUGAACAGAAUUCAGUUGUGGAGAUCCGGAAGAAUGUGUCCAUGAUGGUUACAAUAAGUGGAGUCAUGCAAGACACCAGUGUACCAAACAUCAGGGUGUAUCCCCAUAACCACACUCGGUCUCUUCACUGUGCAAAUCGGCUCUGUGAUGAAAUAAUUGUGUUACAUCUCGGUUAUCUGAACUACACAGAGUAUGUGAUCACUGUCACCUUUUACAAUCUAGUGAGCUCAGAGUUUCCAAUUAAAGAUGUGAAUUUCACUCUGAAGAUGUAUAAUGCCUCAUUUUCACAAGUGGAGAUCUGGUUCCGAUUUAUCUUCGUCGUUUUCACUUUCAUGGUUACGUGCCUGUUUGCUCACUCUUUGAGGAAGUUUUCAAUGCGUGAUUGGGCGAUUGAACAAAAAUGGAUGUCUAUCUUACUGCCUUUAUUACUGCUUUAUAAUGACCCGUUCUUCCCACUCUCAUUUCUUGUGAGCAGCUGGUUUCCAGGAAUGCUCGAUGACCUUUUCCAAGCAAUAUUCCUCUGUGCAUUGCUGAUAUUUUGGCUUUGUGUUUAUCAUGGAUUUCGUGUGCAGGGAGAGAGGAAGUUUUUAACUUUUUAUUUGCCCAAACUGAUUAUUGUUGGUCUUCUCUGGCUGGCUGCUGUCACUCUGGGGAUAUGGCAGACGGUUAAUGAAUUACAUGACCCAACAUAUCAAUACAGAGUGGACACAAGCAACUUCCAGGGAAUGAAGAUUUUCUUUUUGAUAGUUGGUUCCGUCUAUAUACUAUAUCUGGUUUUCCUGAUUGUGAGGGCAUGCUCUGAACUGAAAAACAUGCCAUACUUUGAUCUCCGCCUGAAAUUUUUGACUGGGCUAACAUUUAUUGUUCUAAUAAUAAGCAUUGUCAUAAUAUAUCUGAGGUUUGGAGCAAACAUCCUGCAAGAUAACUUUGUGGCUGAGCUCUCCACUCACUACCAGAACUCAGCUGAAUUUCUGUCCUUCUACGGCCUGCUGAACUUCUAUCUGUACACGCUGGCAUACGUUUACUCCCCUUCGAAGAAUGCUGUGUAUGAAUCCCAGCUAAAGGAUAACCCAGCCUUUUCCAUGUUAAACGAUUCUGAUGAUGAUGUUAUUUACGGGAGUGAUUAUGAAGAGAUGCCUCUACAAAAUGGCCGUGCCAAUAAAUCCAAGUAUCAGGAUGAGUCUGGUAGUGAUUGAAGUACAUCUUAGAGGACUCAUCGAUUCCAAGGACUUAUCCAUCUUGUUAAAUUCUGAGAAUGGAUGAUGGAGCCAAAUUUACUUUGAACUGAUUAUCAUGUCGGCAUCUUCUUAGCUGAGAUCUCUCACUGGUAACUCCAUCUGUAAAUAUUUAAUUAUUUCACACUCUGCCACCUCAUCUAGUUGUUCUUUCCUCAUUGAUAUCUUGAAGGAUCAGAUCACUGUGUUGAAGAUGAGCAUUUUUUUUUCCUUCAAUGGGGAUUAAUUAGAGUGUACAGUUUUAUCAGAAAACAAAUCAUGUAGCUUCUAAAGUCAUUUAUACCUUAUGAACAAAUGUAAUGAUCUGAAUGUUUGUGUUGUGAGCCUGUUUUUAGACUAGAUGCCAUACACAAGGUGGUUCAAACCCUAGAGUGGGGUAAUGAGGUAACUUUUUAAAGUAACAUUUUGGAUGGUGCUUAUGAUGGUGUUUUAAAAUCAAAAGUGUCUAAUAAAUAAAUUAAGCUGUGGGCCGGUGAUUGACAUUCUAGGCUCUCCUGGAAUUAGCACUAUGACAAUGAUGUACUUUAUAAAGUUAAAGCUACUCUCUAAACAAAAAAUCUAGUGUAAAUCAAGAUUGAAAUUUCAAUCUCUUUCUUUUAGAACAUGAUACAAUUUUAGAUACUUAUGUAAGUAAUACCUGGCACUACAAUUUAAGAGUUAAUGUCAGAAAGGGAAGUUAGCUCUGUCCAGACUACUAAAGCAUUAUUGUUUACAGGAGUUAUUUCUCACCAGUAAAUGACCCUCAACUGCCCUGUACUUGAAACCAUACAGACAUUUCUUUGGAUGUAUCUUUCGUCAUGGUCUGACUUGCUUUUCUUGGUAUCAUGAAAGGGCAUUUAGUUCUGCUUUAGAGAGUAUAAUUGCCAUAACAUCUAAAUACCUGCCCUAAAUUAGGACAAUAACCAUUUGUAAUUAAUUUUUCUCACUAUUGCUAUCUCUAACUAUCCUUGCCCUAAUCCUACCUAGCUAAAUAUAUUCUAUUUUUCCUUAUUUAUUUUUAUCAUGCAAAAGUAUUUAAGUUUUGGUCUGAUUGGAAAAACCAGUAUUUUCCAAUGUUCCAGGUAAUAAACAUCUAACAGAACUGAAAAUAUUUAUUUUGAAAACAUUCCAGUGCCACUCAAAUAUAUGGUUAUUCGACAUUCCAGAUUUUGGACUUGUAAAUAUAGUGCAAUGCAAGGAGGAUGCAAAUAAUUUUAAAUUUACUUUUUUUUACUCCUUUCAUGAGAAGGAAUAAACUUGUAUCCCUCAGGAACAUAAAAUAGUUUAUUAAUUGAAGCAAAUUUGCAAAGUAGACACAUCUGCCACCUUGGUUUCAUAUCUAUUUGAGCUACAAAGCUCAAAAGAAUGAGCAGCUGAUUGUUUUUUGCUGCUGAUUGAGAAGAGAAUAAAGGCAGGAUUCUGGCAGAAUCUCACCUUUGGGUUGAUUCAAGUUGAGCAAGGUGUAUUUGUGGCUGCACUGAGGAACUGUAACACAUGCUCUGUCCAUGAUCGUUGCAGUGUGCACUCGGGAAGUCUAAUUACUCAGUUUCCAAUGCAAUUUACCUACAUUUUUUCAAGUUUACCAGCUCAAAACUCUUUUGCUGUAUGAAAAGGAGGGGGCACUUUGACAUAAAAAAUUCAAAAUC